GUGGUGGUGUUGAACAUUGCUCUGUGCUCUCUGUGUCUGUCAUCAGCCAGAGAGGAAGGAGGAUGAGGAAGUGGCUGCUGGAGAUCUGUGGACUUGGAGAUGUAGCUAGACCUCCAGCAGCAGCUGUCAGGACAUUAACUAGCUAGGCAGCUAGAUAACAGUACUAUCUGACAAUGCGAUGGGUAACUGCUGGGCAUACUGUGUGGGGCUCUUCAGGAGAGAAGCCAGCCGGAUCCAGAGAGGAGGCGGGUCAAAAUACUUCCGAAGCAGUACCACAGGGGAACAUUACACAAUAGAGUUUGAAAAUCUGGUAGAGAGCGAUGAGGCUGAGAGCCCACAGCCUUGCCCGAGGCCCAUCAGCGAGGAUGAGAUCAAGCAUCUCAAAGAGCACCGCUACACUGCGCUGUCAGACAGGCAGAUCCUCAUAGACGAGAAGCUACAAGUGGAGUUAGAGGCACAAGAGGAGAAAUUGAGGCUAGAAGAGGAGGCUAGAAAUGCCGCCCAGCGCGAGGCCGCCAGGUUGGCGCGUGAACGAAAGUUGAAGGAGCAGCUGUCUGCCCAGAGGACACGGGGGAAAGCAGAUGGCUCCGGCGGUGAAACUCAGCAAAGAAAACCAAACUCUGGGGAGGAUUUUGACGUCUACCUCCAGAAUAUAAAAGCCCAGUCGGAUGCUUUCAGGGGCAACAGACUGCCAUCCGACACGAACGUGGUGACUCCCAACACAGAGUGCAGCUGGGACUUCACCACCAAGACCCGCUCCACCAACGAUGACGGGACCUCGCUGGAUCUAGAGUGGGAAGACGAGGAAGGAAUCAAUCGUGCUCUUCCAGCCUGGGAGAGGUCUCGGACGGAGGAGGACAUCCUGCGCGCAGCCCUGAGGCCCGGCGCCAAGCAGUUGAACAGCGGGCCGACCUCGGCCUCCGAGGACUCCAACGCGCUGGAGUGGGAGAACGAUUUCGUGAGUACCAACCCAGAGGACAAUGCAGACACUGAAUUUGAAGGGUUUGUCAAUCCCGUCCUAGACACUCCCUCUGAGGACGCCUCGGACUCUGGCCUCAGGUUGGACAACCAGGACAGAUAGUGUCCAGCACCAAAGGACACGUGUUCUCUUCAUGUCAGAGCUCACCAGCUUUUUGCCUCAUGAAAUGGAAAUUUACUCUUCAUAUUCUGAGACUCUGAUGCUGCUGGAUAGGUUGUGUAUCUCUGCACUACAGUACAGUGUAGUGAUGUUUUAAUCAAAUACUCAUUUUUCAGUGCCUUCAUUUGCCAUGUUAGCCGACCAUUUAUGCAUUGUAACUUCAACAGAUCAGUUACCAUUUGACACAUUGUUCAGUAAGUGCUUAUUUUCAAUGCACAGUGCCCAGGUGGUCAUACAGAAAAUGCCAAGAUACUCUGAAGUGAAACUUUAUAAAAGCAGAUGGCAGCAGACAGUCACAGUGCAGUGCCUGGUCAGUAUUCCAGCAUGUCUUUCGGUGUGUGAGCAUCAACAAACAGAACAAGUCCUCUCUCAGCCUUGAGUGUCUCACCUUUCUCACCCUUUCAGCUCUGCCCUUCAGUUUUAUAAAGUUGUUGCAUGAUGGCAAAAAAAGGAACCAAAUUCCAUAUAAAGGAAUAAAUAUUAGACUAAAUCAUUUUGAUGAAUCAGUGUAAUGAUCAGGGGGGUCGUUUCUUCAUUCGCUUAGGGGUGGUGAUGGGUUAUUAUCAUCAUCUGAAUCAUUUCAGUCAUACUUUUGUAUGAAUUCUCUCACUGAUUGGUUGACAGUGAUCUAAACCUGUGUGCACAGCAUGUCAUCAAGCAGCAGCACCCUCAAAUAAGGCAUGGAUGUGGUGAUAUGCCAUCAGUGCAUGCACUCUGACAAGAAAAUGACCUCCACUCCUGUCAGGCAGGCCUAAGAGUGAUGUUGUCAAUAUGGGACCUAUCAAAUGUAAAACUGCAUAACUGUAAUGUGCAUUUUCUGAUAUUUGAAUAGAUCAACAAAUGGGGCAUCUAUGAGACAUGAGUCAAAUGAGAUAUUUACAUUCAAAACGGCUUUCAUAUCUGAUUAAAUAUGUCAAUCUUUCAGGGGUAACAGCCUCGUGUUCACAAAAUAAAAAUAAAUAAGACCAAUAUGCUCAGUAGUUUUAUGUUUCUAAAUAUGCACAUGUCCAUUAAUGAACAUCUGCCAACAAGAAACCUUUUCUAAAACUAUAUAAUUAAGCACAUAAAAUGACUCCUCUUCAGAGGCCCAUUGGUCCAUCAUAGGACAUCUGGGUUUUAAACUGCCGAUUUUCUUUAUUUUUGACACUUCCAUUUUAUUAGAAGAUCUUUUUUAUGUCAAAUACAAUAGCACAGAAUAGCAACAUCAUUGCCAGGCACUAUGACGUCAACAACAUCCACACCACAAACACAUUAUGGAUUAUUAAGGACAGCAGGUCUUUAUGCAUCUUUACAUUAUUUGCAUACAAUUAUCCAUGAUUGGCAAAGCAUUCAGCAGACCACAAGCCACGUUCCUUAUUCCAACAAAUAUAUGAUAUAAAUUGGCCUUUUUUCAUAGACGACCAGCUUCUAAACGGCAUAUUUUGAAAUACCAGUCAUUCUCAUCAACUGGUUCUCUGGAUCCUUGUUCCCACAACAGCCUGGAGAGUAUACAACUAUAUAGAAAUGGAAAAGUCCUCACAUUUAAAGGGGACAUAUCACUUUACUUUUUCAGUUCCUUUGCAUACACAUCGGCGGUCUUGAGUGCCUACCAACCCACAAACUGUGAAAUAAAACAACCCAGUCAGUUUUUUGUGGGCUUUCUAUAUCAGAAAACGUCUGAUUCAACAAGCCAAUCAGAUUUGGCACCACUUAAUAUGUCACAUGCAGGCUCAUUAAAAUAUACCGUCCCGCAUUUGUGUGUUUCCAACCACAGCUUGAGAACUACCUUUGCAAAGAUGCAUCAUAGUUUUCUCGUAAACCAAUCAGAGCAGAUUGGGCUUUUUCAGGAGGGGGCCUUAAAGAGACAGGCGCUAAAACGGAGUGUUUCAGCCAGAGGGUGAACGCAGGUAUAUUCAGACAGACAGUAUGAGGAAAAUAAUGUGUUUUUUGAACAUUAAAGCAUGUAAACAUGUUCGAGUAGAAACACAAUUUACAAGCAUGAACCUAAAAAUGAGCAUAAUAUGUCCCCUUUAAAAAGCUGCAAUAAGCUAUGUUAUAUAUUGGUAGCACUAAUUCUGGCUGUUAUUCUCGAUCAUUGUCACAAAUCGAAACAACUGGGUUAAAGCUAAAUUAUUAAACUGUUAAUGUGGAUAAUGACUCAAAUACCAGGGAAUAACUGCAGAAUAUACAACUUAGGUUGGACAUAACAGGAGACAAUCUUCACUAAAAACACAAAUCUACCAAAAUUUAUCAGCUUAAAAAAAAGGCAGAUUUCUGAUUGGUUGCUGGCAUUUGGUGUUCUGUAUGUAUUCAGGAGACAAAUCAUUUUUAAGUGUAAUGACUUUUUAUUUAAUCUGAUAUGAAAUCCAAACCAGUUACUCUGAACUAAAAACAUUCAUAAAUCCAUAAUCCAAUUGUUGUUUACUGCUUAUAAUGAAAGCAAUAUUUAGUGUGAGUCUGGAUGAAAAAAGAUCAAGGUCACUUUGUCAUGAACCUAUAAUAGAUCCAACGCUGCUCUCCCAAGGAAUCUGUUGUAUACAAUAUUUAUAUCCUAAUAUUUCAUUUAUUUUUGAUUGUGUUUCACAUUGAUUAUUCAAUCUGUUUGAAUCAAAAGUAGCUCACUGAUUGCACUCCAGCGUGUGGAUUUGUAAUUUGAUGUUAGCAGCUCUUAGAAGACAUUCACUGAAAUGAGUCACGUGUGUGAAGAGGAAACUGAUCUGAGCACUGCUGUUGAAGUGUGUAGACGAGACACGGGUUGAUUUGCAAGACAAUUUCCUCCUUAAUAUUUGAGUGUGUAAUUUUAAAAUAGUCUUGUUUUGAACACAUUUCUAUAUUAUGUUUUACUGUGAUAUUUCUGAUUAAUCACUGCAACUUUCUGUAAAAACAAACUGUAAUUUAACAUUCCUUGUCACACUGAGCCUGAGAGAAAAAAAUAAAAUGUAGAAAAAUGUA
Messenger RNA from Sebastes umbrosus (honeycomb rockfish), 4069 nucleotides. RefSeq names its product adaptor related protein complex 1 associated regulatory protein (gene ap1ar). The record is from RefSeq and is a predicted model, not a curated record. Gene Ontology annotation, molecular function: AP-1 adaptor complex binding. Gene Ontology annotation, biological process: negative regulation of cell motility; negative regulation of substrate adhesion-dependent cell spreading; regulation of Arp2/3 complex-mediated actin nucleation. The transcript has 10 exons. NCBI's taxonomy places the organism in Eukaryota, Metazoa, Chordata, Actinopteri, Perciformes, Sebastidae. Bases 179 to 1081 code for a protein of 300 amino acids.